AUGGCCAAGCAAGAAACCCCUUACCGAGUUUAUGGAAACAAAUAUGACACAUCCUGCAAUGAGUACACUUACGAAGCGGCUCAUGCUGUUACCAAUGGCUGCAUUGCGAUAGAAACCGACAAAAUAUGUGAGCUUAUAUACAGCCCGUAUAUUAGUGUUGUUAUUUCAGUGACAUUGGUUGUGAAAAUCAUUACCAUAUCCUUUGCAGCCUAUAUGAGUCGCUCUCGAAAAUGCCCUUGUUGA
This is a messenger RNA of Penicillium malachiteum, 243 nucleotides long. RefSeq lists its product as uncharacterized. NCBI's taxonomy places the organism in Eukaryota, Fungi, Ascomycota, Eurotiomycetes, Eurotiales, Aspergillaceae. The transcript is spliced from 2 exons. The record is from RefSeq and is a predicted model, not a curated record. The coding region runs from base 1 to 243 and encodes 80 amino acids.